AUGUGCUGCAGUCCGCACAUCAUUCCAGGUGAUGUGCCGUGGCUAGCCUCGGAGGCGCCUCUGAAGCGGACUGAAUGCGCUGUUGUCCUCACACCAUUCGAGGUGAUGUGCCUUGGCAAGCCUCGGAGGCGCCACUGGAGCAGAGUGAGAGUACUGUUGGCCGCACCUCAUUCGAACCGAUUUGCCGCAGCGAGUCUCUGUGGCGCCCCUGAAGCGAACCGAACGUGUUGUUGUCCGCACACCAUUCCAGGUGAUUUGACGUGGCGAGCCUCCGAGGCUCCUCUGAGUUGGACUGAAAGUGGAGGAAGAUUCUUUGGUUGUGGAGACGAUCUCGUAGGAGUGCCCAGUAGUAUGGAAUAA
Messenger RNA from Angiostrongylus costaricensis, 360 nucleotides. The record is from the annotation of a GenBank genome assembly. NCBI's taxonomy places the organism in Eukaryota, Metazoa, Nematoda, Chromadorea, Rhabditida, Metastrongylidae.